Messenger RNA from Nematolebias whitei (Rio pearlfish), 787 nucleotides. RefSeq names its product chromodomain-helicase-DNA-binding protein 9-like. Bases 194 to 787 code for a protein of 197 amino acids. The record is from RefSeq and is a predicted model, not a curated record. NCBI's taxonomy places the organism in Eukaryota, Metazoa, Chordata, Actinopteri, Cyprinodontiformes, Rivulidae. The transcript is spliced from 8 exons.
CUAGAAGAGGCGAUCGAACCGUCAGGUGAAGAGAAAGAAGUAUGCUGAAGAGCUGGAGGCCAGGCUGUCGGAUGAGGACGUCAAGGUUAUUGUCAAAGCCAAGAAAGCCAACACCGCAGCAUCAAAGGAACCCGCUGUUCAGCUUUUUGUUGAGAAUCCCACUGAAGAAGAUGCAGCUGUUGUUGACAAAAUCAUGUCUUCUCGUAUAAUGAAGAAUGAGGUUUCUCCAGGGGUGGUUAUCGAAGUAGAGGAGUUCUUUGUAAAAUACAAAAACUACUCCUACCUUCACUGUGAGUGGGCAACAGAGCAGCAGCUCGAGAAGGACAAGAGGAUUCAGCAGAAGAUCAAGCGCUUCAAGAUGAAACAAGCACAGAGGGCGCUCUUCUUCACAGAUAUGGAAGAGGAACCUUUUAACCCUGACUAUGUAGAGGUGGAUAGAGUGUUGGAGGUAUCAUACUGUGAGGACAAAGACACAGGAGAGGAAGUGGUGUACUACCUGGUGAAGUGGUGCUCACUGCCGUACGAGGACAGCACCUGGGAGUUGAAGGACGACGUCGAUCAGAGCAAAAUUGAGGAGUUUGAGCAGCUGCAGGCAGUUAAGCCAGACUUGCGCAGAAUGGAACGGCCUCCAGCCAACCUGUGGAAAAAGAGGGAACAAUCAAGAGAAUACAGGAAUGACAACACCCUCAGGGAUUACCAGCUUGAGGGAGUCAACUGGCUUCAUUUCAACUGGUACAACAGCAUGCAGAGUUCCAAGAGACAUCAGUCUUCCAGCCUGAGACCAUGA